Molecule: messenger RNA, 708 nt
Organism: Carassius auratus (goldfish)
Lineage: Eukaryota; Metazoa; Chordata; Actinopteri; Cypriniformes; Cyprinidae
Product: urotensin-2 receptor-like
Exons: 1
Coding region: 36-659 (207 amino acids)
Biological process (GO): blood vessel diameter maintenance; regulation of blood pressure; neuropeptide signaling pathway
Cellular component (GO): plasma membrane
Molecular function (GO): urotensin II receptor activity
Source: RefSeq, a predicted model, not a curated record
AAUUUCACCAAGGAAUGGAGUAAAGCGUUUUAAAAAUGGAAUCAGAUGAUCUAAUUGGUGUGAGGAAUCAGGUGAAUAUCUCGGCUGUUUUUACCAACAUCUCACCAACAAUAACAGGACCUGAGGAGCACGCGCCUUCAUACGAUAUACUAAUAACGUCCAUACUCGGCACAAUUUUGACCAUCAUGUGUUUAGUAGGAGUAAUUGGAAACGCUUACACCCUGAUCAUCAUGAACACCUCCGUGCGCGUGACUGGAUCCAUGUACGUCUACAUUGUGAACUUGGCUCUGGCGGACCUGCUGUACCUCUCCACCAUCCCUUUCGUGGUUUGGACGUAUUUUGCGAAGGACUGGUACUUUGGCGACAUCGGAUGCCGCGUUCUGUUCAGCCUGGAUCUGGUCACCAUGCACGCCAGCAUCUUCAUCCUGACCAUCAUGAGCACGGAGCGCUAUCUGGCUGUGAUGAACCCGCUGGACACCUUCGGCCGGUCCCGGCGCUACAGGCGCGCGGUCACCUGCCUCGUGUGGCUCUUCUCCUUCAUACUGGCUCUGCCGACCAUGAUCAUGAUUGACCUCAAGAGAGACGUGCACAAUGGAGUAGAGAAGCGCAUGUGCCAUCCGACCUGGCAGAUGACCGCAGUAGUAGUUAUUAUACUAUAGCUUCUGUCAUGAUGAUUUAUGACUUUGACCUUUGACCUUUUGACAGGUU